Lycium ferocissimum is the source of this 1507-nucleotide messenger RNA. RefSeq names its product enoyl-[acyl-carrier-protein] reductase [NADH], chloroplastic-like. Gene Ontology annotation, biological process: fatty acid biosynthetic process. NCBI's taxonomy places the organism in Eukaryota, Viridiplantae, Streptophyta, Magnoliopsida, Solanales, Solanaceae. Bases 157 to 1335 code for a protein of 392 amino acids. Gene Ontology annotation, molecular function: enoyl-[acyl-carrier-protein] reductase (NADH) activity. The transcript has 13 exons. The record is from RefSeq and is a predicted model, not a curated record.
AACAGACAACAACUACUACUACUGUUAAUGCUGACACAAUUUUUUCUCUAAAAGGAUAGCAGGAAAAAAAAAAAAAAAAAAAAAAAAAAGGCUUACACUCACAAUUCUACUCUGUCACCUCAAGGUUACAGCUGCACUGCAAUAUUUUCUCUAGAAAUGGCGGCAACUGCAGCUUCAAGCUUGCAAAUAGCAAUAGCUAGGCCAUGCAUACUCUCUACUAAAAGAAUUUCCGGUGUCUGUUCAACAAACUUUGGUGGUAUCACUAGAAAACUACCCUGGAAUAGACUUGCCAGUAGUUGUCACGUUUCAUCUAUUCAACAUUUUUGCCGCAAUUUCACAUCUACAACUCAAAAGUUACAGAAAGUUGUCACCAAGGCAAAAUCAGAAGGUGAUGAAAGCAAGCCUGCCUCUGGGUUGCCGAUUGAUUUGAAAGGCAAAAGGGCUUUUAUAGCUGGUAUAGCUGAUGAUAAUGGAUAUGGGUGGGCUAUUGCUAAGUCCUUGGCUGCUGCAGGUGCCGAAAUUCUAGUUGGAACUUGGGUGCCAGCCUUAAACAUUUUCGAAACAAGUCUACGACGUGGGAAGUUUGAUGAAUCACGCGUUUUGCCAGAUGGCUCUUUGAUGGAGAUUACAAAAGUUUACCCCUUGGAUGCUGUUUUUGACAGUCUUGAGGAUGUACCUGAAGAUAUUAAAGCAAACAAGCGUUAUGCUGGUUCUUCUAAGUGGACAGUUUCGGAAGUUGCAGAAUCCGUGAAGGAGGAUUUUGGCAGCAUCGACAUUCUUGUGCAUUCACUUGCUAAUGGGCCGGAGGUGACUAAACCUCUUUUGGAGACAUCGAGGAACGGAUACCUUGCAGCAAUAUCAGCAUCAAGUUAUUCCUAUGUGUCUUUGCUAAAGCAUUUCCUUCCAAUUAUGAACCCAGGUGGUUCUUCAAUUUCUCUGACUUAUAUUGCUUCUGAGAGGAUCAUUCCAGGAUAUGGAGGGGGAAUGAGUUCUGCCAAAGCAGCACUUGAGAGUGACACCAGAGUACUGGCUUUCGAGGCUGGAAGAAAAAAGAAAAUUAGGGUGAACACUAUAUCUGCCGGUCCGUUGAGAAGUCGAGCUGCAAAAGCAAUUGGUUUCAUAGAUAUGAUGAUUGACUACUCCAUAGCCAAUGCACCACUCCAGAAAGAAUUAUCAGCAGAUGAAGUAGGGAAUACAGCUGCCUUCCUAGCAUCGCCCCUGGCUUCAGCAAUUACUGGUGCGGUUAUAUAUGUUGACAACGGAUUGAAUGCAAUGGGCGUGGGUAUCGACAGUCCUAUAUUUAAAGACCUCAACAUUCCCAAGAGCGUGGAAUAGAAGAUAUUGCGUGCUAGGCGAAUUUGUAUUUGUGUACUAGUUAUUGUGGUUUUUUGAACACUGUUAUGGUCACAGCCAAGAAUGGCUUGGCCAGCGGCCUUUGCAAAAUCAUCUACUGUUGUAUGAUUGAUAUUUUAUAGAGUAAAUAAAAGUAAUGAGUUUCCGGUUUUAA